ACAUAUUCUAAUAAUAAGUCAUAUGCUACCUUCAUAAUUAAAGGAACUGCGAAAAAUAUAACGACAUACAAAGUUGGAGCAACAUUAUUUCUUUUUAUAAAAAGAGCUAUUGGGAAGAUUUUUAUACUAACAGAGAAAGGAAAGAUACAAUGGCAUCUUAUAAUAAUGAAGAUUCAGAAAAUGAAGAAAACUAUGAAGAUGAUCCAAAAGAACUUUAUGGUAUUAGAGAUGGAACACUCUUUAUAAUUGAUGCAACACCUUUAAUGUUUAAAAAUGAUCCACAUACAGAGACCCCAUAUUUUAUACAAUGCAUAAGGCAAUACAAAGAAAUUCUUAAACAAAAAUUGGUGUGGAACAGGCAAGAUUGGAUGGGUUUAAUCUUGUUUGGAACUGAGAAAUGGGAUAUAGAUCCUGAGAAGAAAAUAGAAAGAAAACAUAUAUUGACACUUCAGAAAUUAAAUCUCGUUUCUGUGGAUAAUUUAAAAAAAGUGAUGAAAAUAGAUGAAGGGAAAGAUUGGGAAUACUACAAGAGUAUUGCUUCUUCUACGGCUUAUCCAUUACAUGAUGUUUUGUGGCACGCAUCACGAGCAUUCUCUGCUAUAAGUAUCACUAUGCCACAGAGAAGAGUAAUUCUUUUUACAUGUCAGGAUGUUCCUCCGAUGACAGAUGAUAAUGAAAAACACAGAAUAAGAGUAGCAGCAACGAGUUACAGUGAUAUAGGACUUCAAUUAUUUGUUAUUGGUUUGAGUGAAAAUUGGAAUCAUGCUCUAUUCUAUAAAGAUUUAGAAAUGUUAUCAGGAAAAAUUGAUGCUGAUGAUUAUAAAAGAACAUCUUUAAAUGAUUUAGUCGAGCAAGUAAAGUUGCCAUCUAGAAAUAUGGCAAAACUACCAUGGAGAUUAGGAGAAAAUGUGAUUAUAGAUGUAUCUCUUCGUAAUCUCUCUGUUAAAACUCAAUAUUUAAAAAAGGAAAAUAUAAGCAAAGAAACCAAUACUCCUUUAACUUCGCAUACAUAUCUUAAAGUGCAUGAAGAUGAUUUUAAAAAAGAAGUAGAAGAUGAAGAAAGUCAACGAGCAGCAUCACCAGUUCUAGACAUGGAUAUUCAAACAUAUCAAACAUUUGGCCAAGAAAACAUAUAUUUUACACAAGCAGAAGUGAGAUCCAUGUGUACAACACGAGAACUAGGCAUUGAUUUAAUUUGUAUAAAACAUAUUUCUUAUCACCCUUUGUAUCAUUUUGAGACACCAUAUUUUGUUACACCAAACAAAAGUAAUCGUAAAGAUAACAAAUUAUUAUUUGGUGCAUUACUCAACAAAUGUGAUUCCAAAAGUUUAAUGAUAAUAUGUGCACUAACAAUAAGGAAACAUUCUGCUACAAAUCUAUAUAGUAUGUUACCAAAUGCAGAAAAAGGCGGAUUUUAUUUAUAUAAAAUACCAUUUAGAGAAAACGUACGAAACAUUAGUGAAUAUUUCCCAGACUAUAUAUACGACAAUAAUGACACAAAACCUCCAAUUGAUCCAAACGGAAUUGAAUUGCUGGAAAAUAUAAUUAAAAAAUUAAGUAUCGAAUAUAAUCCGAAAUUAUUUCCGAAUCCAAAACUAAAAGUUCAACUUCAAACUGUAGAAACCUUAGCUUUAGAUUUGGAACAGCAAGAGCCUCCACCUGAUGGCACACUUCCAAAAACUGAUGAAAUGCAUAAACUUGUAAAAGAUUUAUUAGAUGAAUAUGAUAACAUAUUUAAUGUAGAAACAGACAAUAUAAGUGAUGAGGUACCAAAGAAAAAACUUAAAAAAGUUAAUGAAGUAACAGUACCAACAGCAUUGGAAGAUGUGGAGAAGAUUCAAGAAUAUGUAAUUAAAGGACAGCUAGAAACUUUUGUUGUGUCACAAUUAAAAACCAUUUUAAAAACAUUGUGUUUAAAAACAUCUGGCAAAAAGGAUGAAUUAAUCAAUAGGAUUAAGGAACAUUUUAAAUAA
Eufriesea mexicana is the source of this 1973-nucleotide messenger RNA. RefSeq names its product X-ray repair cross-complementing protein 6. Bases 150 to 1973 code for a protein of 607 amino acids. NCBI's taxonomy places the organism in Eukaryota, Metazoa, Arthropoda, Insecta, Hymenoptera, Apidae. The transcript has 10 exons. Gene Ontology annotation, cellular component: Ku70:Ku80 complex; nucleus. Gene Ontology annotation, biological process: double-strand break repair via nonhomologous end joining; telomere maintenance. Gene Ontology annotation, molecular function: damaged DNA binding; telomeric repeat DNA binding; DNA helicase activity. The record is from RefSeq and is a predicted model, not a curated record.